GGUCGCGCUGCAAUGGCGCAAAUGGGAAUUGCGCAGCGCCCGAUCAAAACUUUGAUGAUAUCGAAAUGACGUUCGCCACAGCGGAGACUGUGGCAACGCUCUCUGCCAUACUUCUAUCCCCCAUAAGGCUAUCUGAAGCACACCGAGUAAAUCAACUACUUGCAGAUUCAAAUAGCAACCCCAGCUUCCCUCAAGUCCAGCAGUGCCCACCUUCCAAGGGUGGUGGCAUUUGUCCUCUGCAAAACACCUGUUGCCCCAUUCGACUAUCGAAUGGUACGAUUCAUAGUGGCUGUAUUCCCAGCGAUCUAGGCGCUUCUGUGGCAACCUGUUGUGCCGAUCAACUGACUGGCUGUGGAGUGGGGUACCAAUGCUUGGAAGAUGAAUUGAACAAUCGACCAGUAUGUAAGGCCACAGCUGAGAUUCAAGAUCCCUUGGUGCAAGAACUGCCUCGCUAUCCACUAUGUCACAAGUCUAAAAAUGCCAAUUUCCAGCACAUUCAGAGGUUUGUGUCGCCUAGCAAAUUUCCAACUGCAGAAAUGCUGUACUAUUCAUCACAUGGAGACAUACAGCACUGGAACCACCACCAGCAGAAUAUGAUACACAAAGUUUUGAUUGUGAUUCAUGGUGCCAAUCGCAAUGCAGAUGAUUACUUUUGUUCUGCCUCUGCAGCGGUACUACGAGCUUCACAACCAUUGCCUGACCAGGUCCUUCUGUUGGCUCCCCGCUUUGUGGUCCCUCAAGAUUUGCCACCAACCGUCCACCUCGGAACAGAAACCGGUAGAAUUCUACAAUGGGAUGGAAAUGCCCCCAAUGGCGCUUGGAGAUAUGGUGCCAAUGCUAUUGCUCCAUUGACAGCCACCAAUGUCAGUUCCUUUGAUGUACUCGAUGCUUUUGUGGAAACUAUUCGGUCCCAUGUUGGAAUGUCAUGCAACCGCAUCACUGUGGUUGGCCACUCCAGUGGAGGUCAGUUUGUGCAACGAUGGGCCCUUUUGUCCGACCAAGCCCAGCAUGUGCAAACAGUGGUGGCCAACCCCAGUUCCUAUGCCUAUCUGACACCACAACGGUAUGACACGAACACUGGGUCUUGGAAGGUCCCCGGUGCGCAGAAGGACUGUCUCCACAGGUACAAUCAAUGGGAAUGGGGAAUGGAGAUGUCCAAGGACGAAACAUCAGAAUACGUGCGGCGGAGACUACAGAACAGAAACCAAACAGACGCAGUGAUAGAGCGAUUUGCGACGCGUCAGGUUGUCUACUUGGUGGGUACCUUGGAUCGAUGCAACGCGUCCUCCUCUGACGAGGAGAGGUCAACACCAGCAACUACCAAGCCAUGGUGCUACUCCCACGGUCUGGAAACAACUUGUAUGGACCACAUUCAAGGAAGCAAUCGAUGGGAGCGCAAUGUUCGGUACCUGGAAAUGCUGAAACUUGUGAUUCCUUCGUCCCAGAAAUACCACAAGAGGGUCGUGGUACCGGGAGUGGGCCAUGACCACAGUCUCAUGUUCUCGAGCCCCCAGGGACUGGAGGUGCUGCUCUCCAAGAGUAGCAGUGAUGAAAUGCAUUCCAUCAACCCGAUCGCAUCAUAAACCAAGAAUGAUGCAGGGUUGUGAAGCACUGUCACCUGGUGGUGGAACCCGUGCUAUUACGGUACCGGUACCAGGUACGAAACUUGGAUACGGCAAUAACUAGUACCUGGUACGAGUACCAGUGGUACACUGUACGGCGAUUGAACGAUAGUAAUUGAGUCGAGUCGCGAGAGCAGACAGGCGCCAGACGUCUGGCUAGACCAGUCUUUAGGCUGUUUUCCUUCAUGUUCCGUAAGGCUCCGGCUGCCCUUCGCAGACAAGAGAUAGAAUUCACUUCUGUCGCCCACCGUUCUGCUGACACGAACAUGUACUGAAGGUGUACAUAGACUACUGGUACUGAUCAUGAGCAGUCUCACCACAUGUACUGCAG
Messenger RNA from Seminavis robusta, 1953 nucleotides. Lineage: Eukaryota; Bacillariophyta; Bacillariophyceae; Naviculales; Naviculaceae. The record is from the annotation of a GenBank genome assembly.